This is a messenger RNA of Myripristis murdjan (pinecone soldierfish), 1333 nucleotides long. It is a transcript of the gene ttll9, whose product is annotated as tubulin tyrosine ligase-like family, member 9. Gene Ontology annotation, molecular function: tubulin-glutamic acid ligase activity; tubulin binding. Bases 1 to 1308 code for a protein of 435 amino acids. Gene Ontology annotation, biological process: protein polyglutamylation; microtubule cytoskeleton organization. Gene Ontology annotation, cellular component: ciliary basal body. The record is from RefSeq and is a predicted model, not a curated record. NCBI's taxonomy places the organism in Eukaryota, Metazoa, Chordata, Actinopteri, Holocentriformes, Holocentridae. The transcript is spliced from 14 exons.
AUGUCAAAAAAUAAGACAUGUGGAUACAAAGGUCCAUAUGACAAUCAGAAGAAAGGGGAGCGGGAAGGAAAGAGCUGUGUGCGCUACAAAUGCGGUCUUCUCAACACCAUACAGGAUGUUCUGCGCCAAAGACCAGGAUGGCUUGAAGCCAGGGAUGAUGGAGAGUGGGACUUCAACUGGUGCGAUGUGGGAUGGCUGAGGGAAAAUUUUGAUCAUUCCUACAUGGAGGAACAUGUAAGGAUAUGCCAUUUCCGCAACCAUUAUGAGCUGACCCGCAAAAACCUCAUGGUGAAAAACCUUAAAAGAUAUCGCAAAAAUCUUGAAAGGGAAGUUGGCCGUAUGGAAGCAGCCAAAUGUGACUUUUUUCCCUGCACCUUUGCACUACCCAGCGAGUAUCAUCUCUUCGUAGAGGAGUUUAAAAGAAACCCUGGCAGCACCUGGAUCAUGAAACCGGUGGCAAAAUCUCAAGGGAAGGGUAUUUUCCUAUUCAAGAAACUGAGAGACAUCAUAGAGUGGAAAAAGGAUGGCAGCCGCUCAGAGGAACAGAAGGAUGCAGCACAAGUGGAAAACUAUGUGGCUCAGCGCUAUAUAGAGAAUCCCUACCUCAUUAGUGGCAGAAAAUUUGAUCUGAGAGUGUAUGUACUUGUAACAUCAUAUAUUCCUUUGAAGGCUUGGUUAUAUCGAGAUGGCUUUGCCCGCUUCUCUAGCACCCGGUUCUCCCUCAGCAGUAUUGAUGACCAGUAUGUGCACCUAACCAAUGUUGCAGUUCAAAAAACAGCACCUGACUAUGAUCCUGAAAAGGGAUGUAAAUGGCAGAUGCAGCAGCUUCGCAGGUAUCUGACUGCAAAACACGGCACAGAGAUGGUAGAAACCCUUUUUUUGGACAUGGAUAACAUUUUUAUCCGCAGCCUACUUAGUGUACAAAAGGUCAUUAUCAAUGACAAACACUGCUUUGAGCUGUACGGCUAUGACAUCCUGCUGGAUCAGAACCUCAAACCGUGGUUAAUUGAGGUCAACGCCUCUCCGUCACUCACAGCAAGUAGUCAAGAGGAUUAUGAGAUGAAGUGCCGGCUGCUGGAAGACACGCUACAUAUUGUAGAUAUGGAGGCAAGACUGACUGGCAGAGAGAAGAGGGUGGGUGGCUAUGACCUCAUGUGGAACGAUGGGCCUGUCUACAGAGAGGAUGUCAACCUGGAAACACUUGGCAGUUCAUGUUUCACACCUAACACACACUUAGGGUGUGUGAAUGACAGGGAGAAGCAGCUUCGCCAGCUUCUAAAACCAAUUCCUGGCCAGAAAAGGAUAUGAUUACGUACCAGAUUUUUAUGUUGCC